CGGUUGAUGAGAUCUAGGCGUGCCGCAUUUACUCGUCUAGUCACGAUUGAGGAACUGUCGACAUAAAUUAUCUGUCUUCCGUUUCACGGACGCUGUUGAAGGUGUUUAACUAUGUCUCCUAGAGAUAUAAAACAACAGACAUUUGAUAUUAUUAGUUGCUUUUUUGAAGAGGAGCAGAACCGAAUAUGUAAUCGGAAGGUGUACGAAAGCAUCGAGUCUGAUGGACCUGGAGAUGAUGACGGGUUUGACCCAGUUGUAAUAGCUGAUAAACUGAGGGAACUUGGAGAUGAUUUUGAUGUUAAGUUUAUCCAGCCUCAUAUCAGAAAACUCCAACAAGCAGUUGCAGACAAGGCGGUGGAGGAGUUUGCACGUAGCGUGGACAGCCUGUGUGCGGCCCAGGGAGCAGAGGUGGCCCCUGAGAUGCAGCUGCUGAGGGCCUCCAUGGCCCUGGGUCUGUACGUUAAGAAGACCUGUCCUGACCUUAGAGCCACCAUCCAGUCUUGUAUGACUGCCUUCAUUAACACCCGGCUGGCAGGCUGGAUCAACCAGCAGGGAGGAUGGGAUCAAGUUACUAUGGUAUAAAAACAUGGAGAAGAUGACAUCCACAUCAUUUUUGUACAAUGAGGACGAGGUCUUAAUGAGGAAGAGGUCUUAAUGAGGAAGAGGUCUUAAUGAGGAGGAGGUCUUAACUCCUCAAGUCUGUAUAUGUGUUAAGUCUUCCCUCUUUCUUACUUUCUCUCCCUCCUUCUUCCCUUUUUUUUCUUUUCUUUAUUUCUUCUCUCUUUCUUUAUUUCUUCCCUCUUUCUUUAUUUCUUCUUUCUUUCUUUCUUCCAUCUUUCUUCCGUUCCUGUCAUGGCCAUUUGAACUUGCCAGUUGUACUCCCUCUUCACUUCCCCUGAGUUGGUUCUUCGAGGAAGAGACUGUGUCCCACUAUCAGCAGAAUGUGACUUUUUGACCGUCCUCACAAUGGGCACCUGCAUCUGAAGUAACGUUGCAUAUUGGAAUCAUGACGUAUUGCAAUCCAUGGCAUUUUCUACAUCUACAUCACAUUGUCAAAACAAGCAAUACAUUUCUGUAGGAAAAACAAUCAGUUGCAAUGUUUUGUACUUUUGAAGCCUUUUCCUAAGCAAUAGAAGCAGGUUACCAGAUAAUCACAACAAGCUUUCAUUUUUAAGCCGAUGGACCAUCUUUCAUUUAAUGUGAGAAUCAACUUUGACCUAAUAAAAUGACUCACAAUAAAAGUCCAUGUAAUCACCGAAGCUGUGAUGUUAAAUACUUAAGUCACUGAGUCAUGCAUCCCUUGAUGCAACCUGAAAUGCUUUGACUUGUUUGACCGUGAUUUCUAACAUGCUCUUAUCCUCACUCAGUGCUUGUUAAACAUGCUUAUUGUUAGCUCUGCUCAACAUGUCAAAUAAUGAGUUUGUUAAAUGUGUGUGUUGCUGGUGAUAGCUAAUCUUGAUUUGAGUAAAAGGAAAAAGUCUUAAAUAUGAUAUGCGUUAAGAAAACAAAUUAGUGUUAACCAACUGUGAGUUUAUAGUUUUGUAGACUGCUGGAGCUCCCCUCUACAAGCUCUGAUGAAGUGACAAGUGCUUCUGGUCAAAGUCAGUAUUGUUUCAAUGUCAACUCUGACUCAUACCAUUUACAGUCACUUCUCCUUUAUUAAAGAUGCACAGCACCACCAUGUGUAAAUGGACCAAAGGGAAUUAGAAAGUAGAUGAGGUUUUAUUGUAACUUCUUUUUCAAUUGUACAUUUGUGCCUAGUUGUGUGUAAUUCUGUCUUUCUGGUUUUAAUAAAACAUGGAGCUUAGUUGUGAA
This is a messenger RNA of Salvelinus namaycush (lake trout), 1815 nucleotides long. Its product is annotated as bcl-2-like protein 2. The transcript has 4 exons. The record is from RefSeq and is a predicted model, not a curated record. Gene Ontology annotation, biological process: regulation of apoptotic process. Lineage: Eukaryota; Metazoa; Chordata; Actinopteri; Salmoniformes; Salmonidae. The coding region runs from base 112 to 582 and encodes 156 amino acids.